Molecule: messenger RNA, 3162 nt
Organism: Oreochromis niloticus (Nile tilapia)
Lineage: Eukaryota; Metazoa; Chordata; Actinopteri; Cichliformes; Cichlidae
Product: COP1-interactive protein 1
Exons: 23
Coding region: 1180-2841 (553 amino acids)
Molecular function (GO): protein binding
Source: RefSeq, a predicted model, not a curated record
CAGAGUCCAUGGGCCACAGGAGGUGCUGACAUCCACCUGCUGUACAGGCAGGCAGCUUCACCUGUGCCUGCAGGUGCAUUGAAGCACAGGUGUGAACAGCAAGCACAAGGUGAGAGCGGACAGGUAAUGAUUUCACACGACUGAGCAGUUCCAGUGAUGUCAAACACGGAUCCCAGGCUGCUCUGAUGGAAGAUCUCAUGGUGUUCGUGUCACAGGUCGGACCAGGCGAGCAGCACGGUUUACUUCACUGCAUGCUGCUGACGCCCACCUGCAGGAUCAUGAAGCCUCCUACCUGUACAGAGCGACUGUAAUAAGUGCAACCAUCCGUUACCACUGUCCUCCUGACCCACCAAGGCUUCCUUCAGAGGCAGUAUCAGAUGAAUCUGACCCCAGAUCUGCUUUCUGUGUCCCUGAGAGCACAAUGCAGCCUCCAGUCUCAGCAGGUCGACAGAGCAGAUCAGUUUUUAACAUGGUUCCUGUCUGCUGCGCUUUAUUUUGGAAAUCACACAACAGGCAAACACAUCUGAGCUGAGCUGCAAUUUUGAGUUGUGGGGGGCGCCGUCGUUUGGAUGCCAGGUUAAUGUUAUUCCGCUUACCCGGCCUCGGGUUGAAGUUAUUCCGGCUCAGUGAGCAGUUAUUGCAGCUGUUGGCUGUUUUCUGACCCACAGGAGGACGUGAGAGCAUAGCUGUUGAAACAGCGCUCGGAUUCAUAAAGGCUGAAGGUGAACCACAGUUCUUUCUUUCACACUUGGAAUUCUUUGCAUGAUUAUCUGGUUUGGAGCAUGUGGGAAGCCGUGACUGAGAAAGGUCUGAAAAGCCUUUUUAUUCCGAGACGAAUGAUUACUGGAUGCCGAGUGAGUGCAAGGAGCCUUUGUUCUUUGGACUCCGCCCCCUCGCCCUUGUGCUGAAGGAUUUCUGCAGGUGGAGGACAAUGGCGAGAAGGUCUGCUGCUUUGUUUCUGCUGUUCUGCUGCUCCGUCAGUCGGGGCUGGUCGGAGGCUUCGGUCCCCCGCCAGCGGUAGUCUCCCCGGCCCUCCCCGUCCUCUGGGAUGAGCUGCGAGGGCUGAAGGAGCUUGUGCUGAGCCUGAAGGCGGAGGAGGUGGGCCGGCGUCAGAUCCUGAGAAGGGUGGAGAGCUGGCUGAGGGAUGGAGAGGUGGAGGCCGAGCAGCAGAGACGGAGCAUGGAGGGACUGAAGGAGGAAGCGCUCCGACAGGCAGAGGAGCUGAGGGGGAGGGUGGAGGAGCUGGAGGAGCAGAGCAAAGCUCGAGCCGCCGACGUGUCGAAGCUUCAGUCCAGGCUGAACAGCAGCGAGCGCUCGACGGAUGACCUGAAGAAGAAGAACUCAGCUCUGGCGGCGGAGUUGCCGUUCCUGCAGACAAGACUGAGGGCGAGCGAGAGCACCGUGGAACAGCUGAGGAGGAAGAACGCAGGUCAUCAUCAUCAAGCACUCACUCUAUCUGUGUUGGCGGCCAGACUGUGUAACGCCGAGAGUCUGAUGGAGGAGCUGAGGCGGCAGAUCUCAGAGUUUCCGGCCUCCAACGCCUCGUCUCUGACGCCUGACAUGUUGGAGCUGGAGGCUCGACUGGGCGCCCGUCUGGAGGACCUGAGCUCUGACGCUGAAGCUCUGCGGGGUGGACUGAAGUCACUCCAGGAGAUGCUGAAACCAGCUUCAGACCUGCAGCUGCUCAGCUCCUCACCAGUGGAGUCGGCGGGCGCUUCAGCGCUCGGCAGCAGGCUGAGUGACGCUGAACGCCGCUUGGAUGAGCUGCACACACAAACCUCAGCUGUCAGAGCCUCGUUGGAAGAAAACCUGUCGGCUGUGAAGAGUCAGGUGCAGCAGCUGGAGCUGACCAGCACGGCUCAGACCGACUCAGUGAAGCAGCUGCAGCUUAAACUAAACUCCACAGAGCAUCAGAUCCACGAGCUGCAGACUGUAACAUCAGAUCAAAGCUCCAAACUGACGAAGCUGCAGACAAGCGUGAACACGAGCGCGAGCCUGCAGGGCGACCUGAACACAGAGAUUAUGAACAAACUGAGAGACGAUGAGAAACAGCUGGAACAGAUGAAGGCUGAGCACACAGCUCAGACCGACUCAGUGAAGCAGCUGCAGCUUAAACUAAACUCCACAGAGCAUCAGAUCCACGAGCUGCAGACUGUAACAUCAGAUCAAAGCUCCAAACUGACAAAGCUGCAGACAAGCGUGAACACGAGCGCGAGCCUGCAGGGCGACCUGAACACAGGCCGUGACAUCGAGCUGUCGGCCACGAUGCUCAGACUGAACGUCACCGAGCGGCGGUUGGACGAGCUGAUGACACAAAACACAGUGCGAGCCGCUGAGCUGGAGUCUGUUUCGGACCGACUGAUGGCGGCACAGAGACGCGCUGAUGAGCUGCAGGUCAGGCUGAACCAGCUGAGGGCCUCGUCCGAGGAAGGUGAGCUGAGGGUGGCGUUUUCAGCCGGUCUGACCGAUUCGGGGUCAGUGGGACCGUUUGAUGAAGAAACAACUCUGAUCUUCUCCAAAAUCAUCACCAACGUCGGCGAAGCCUACAACCAGACAGCAGGUGUUUUCACGGCUCCUGUCAGAGGACUGUACGUCUUCAGCUUCACGGCUGCAGAUUACGUGAAAGGCUACAUGGGCCUGUACCUGUACAAGAACGACCAGCCGAUCGUCUUCAGCCUCGACCUGAACGACCACGGCGGCUACGCCUCCACGAGCAACGCAGUGUGUCUGGAGCUGGAGGAGGGCAACCGGGUGCACCUCGGCCUGCCGGCCAGCUACCGCCUCUAUGACGACUCCCGAAACUUCAGCGUGUUCUCUGGCUUCCUGCUGUUCCACCUGUGAUGGUGACGUCCUGGGAUACACCCAGAUUAUCCAACCUUUGUACAGCAGAGCGAACAGGAAGUGGGAUGAAAGAGGCCACGCCCUUAAUAACGCAAACUUUACUCUUUAAUAUAAUGUAAAGCGGAGGAAAUGAUCUUGUAAACAUGUUUAACACGAGUCUCACUGCUGCCUCGUUGGUCACCUGAGGAACUGCAACUGUUUGUGCUCCAGUGAUCAUUUCAUGCAAAAGUCUCAGGAGGAGCAGUGACUUUAGCCCCGCCCUGAAUGUAGCAGUCAGUGAAAUAGCGUUCUCAUGUAUUGAUCAAUAAAGUUUUAACAGAU